Molecule: messenger RNA, 1922 nt
Organism: Ceraceosorus bombacis
Lineage: Eukaryota; Fungi; Basidiomycota; Exobasidiomycetes; Ceraceosorales; Ceraceosoraceae
Source: the annotation of a GenBank genome assembly
AUGUCAGCUUCAACGUCUUACCAGCCCGUCUUGACGGAAAAGAGCAUCAACCCGCACGUGCUCAACGUCGAGUACGCUGUACGAGGGGAAUUGUCCAAUCGCGCCAACAAAUAUGCAGAGCUGCUGGCUUCGGGGGACAACGAAAAGGUCAAGAAGGAGAAUGGCAUUCGCUUUGAUAGCGUCGUCACUGCCAACAUCGGUAAUCCGCAACAGCAACCUUACCUAGCCCAGAAGCCGCUGACGUUCUGGAGACAGGUCAGUGACGAAUGUGAUGGCCAGUGCCAAGCGGGCUGUGCGGCAAGUUGUGGCACCCAUAUGACUGACUGACACGCGUCAUGCCCCCCCCUCCCCCUUCUCGUGGAUGCAGGUUGCGGCAUUGACCGAGUAUCCCGACCUGCUGGAGAACAAAUCUGGCACUUUGUCAGAUCUCUUUCCCUCCGAUGCCCGAGCUCGUGCUGAGCAGAUCCUACACGAUGUUGGCAGUGUUGGAGCAUACUCCCACAGCAAGGGGGCAUCGAGCAUCCGCAAGCACGUCGCACAGUACAUCGAAGGUGCGUAGAGCUCGCGUUUGCCUCGAGGCGCUGCAGUGCGUUGGAAGGAUUCUGUUGAAACCCCUCCAUCCUGCGUCGUCUUCACCCCCCUCCAUAGAGCGAGAUGGCCAUCCUUCAGAUCCGGAGCUGAUCUACCUGACUGCGGGCGCCUCGGCUGGCGUUCAGCUGCUCCUCUCGGUGGUUGUAUCAGGACCAGAAGUAGGAGUGAUGAUCCCCAUUCCUCAAUAUCCGCUCUACUCUGCCGCACUCGCCUUCAACAACUGCCACGCUGUGCGGUACGAGCUGGACGCGGACGAUGAUUGGGCAGUGGAUGUAGCAGCGAUGGGCCGAACGGUGGACGAGGAGCGUGCAAAGGGUGUGGAUGUUCGCGCUUUGGUGGUCAUCAAUCCAGGCAACCCUACAGGAAGCUGUUUGACAGAGGCAAACAUUCAAGAUAUCCUCAAGCUGGCGCACGAAAAGAGACUAGUAGUUAUGGCAGAUGAGGUGUACCAAAGGAACAUUUAUCACCCCGAUCAGCGACCCUUCAUCUCCUUCAAAAAGGUCUUGAGAGACUUUGGAAAGAGCGGCAAUGCCGAGGAAAUGGAGUUGGCGAAUCAGGUGGAGCUGGUCAGCUUUCACUCGAUUUCCAAGGGCGUCAGCGGCGAGUGUGGAAGGAGAGGAGGAUACUUUGAGUUGACCAAUAUGGACCCAAAGGUGGAGGCGCAGGUGUACAAGAUGGCAUCUGUCAACUUGUGUCCUCCACUGCAAGGACAAAUCGGUGUGGAUCUGUUGGUGCGGCCUCCAAAGGAAGGCGAGCCAAGCUACGCGCUGUGGAAGGAAGAAACAGAAGGAAUCCAUGAAACGCUCAAGAAGCGCAGUCGAAAGAUGGCGGAUCAAUUCGCCAAACUUCCUGGAGUCAAGUGCGGGGAGGCUCAAGGAGCGCUGUAUCUGUUUCCCGAGAUCACCUUGCCUCCCAAAGCGAUCGAAGCUGCAAAGAAGGAGGAGAGGAAACCAGACUUGUACUAUUGCUUGAGGUUGUUGGACGCUACAGGUAUUUGCGUUGUGCCUGGAAGCGGCUUUGGCAAGCAACCCGGCCCGAAUGGAGAGUGCUUCCUGUAAGUCAUGCCCGACGCCCGCAGACAAUGAGCGAUUCACACUACUGACUCGGAUACGGGAUAUCGAUGCGUCCUCUUAAACGCCAGCCGCACAACUGUCCUGGCCAAGGAGACUGACGAAUUCAUCCAGCGUUUCGGCGACUUUCACAAGUGAGUCCAUAAAGCGCUUGUCGGAGGAUCUUCCCGCUCAGCCUCUCAUACGUCUGACUCGCCUGCUUCGAUCGAACCGAUACCCUUGUCCGAUCCUAGGUCGUUCCUCAAGGAAUUCGAAGGAUAA